AUGGAUUUCUCCGAUUCCGAGCUGCCCAGUCCGAAUCCCAAUCCGAGUGUCGACACGCACAAGAAUGGGUUCUCCCUUGGAGACUCCGACGAGGAGGACUCGACGGGCUUCACGACCCAUGAAACCCCAGAGGAUCCUCAGGCCUCCGCGACGGACAUCCUACCACGAGAUCUUCAGCAAAAGACGGCCACCUAUGACUAUGCCUAUGAGAAGUCCAUGAGCCACGCCGAGGCGAAACUGUUCUAUCAGCAUCACCAGUUGGCAUCGAAGGGGGACACACCGGCCAGCCCCAUACCCACAGCAGGACGCCCUGCGGCGGAUUCGUACGAAUCCAAGGUGAUGAUGAUGGGCAAUGGUGCCAGCCCAGUACUAAGCCAGGCGACACGGGAAUCUUCGGUGGGAUGCGACCCUGAAUGGCACCUGGGACCCUCGUCUCAGCAUGACGAGGCCCCCGGAGCAGCACUUCAGGCUCAAAACAGCCAGUGGGCCGCAGACCUCUCCGCACGUAGCCACGCUAUGCCCCUAGGUGGCGCCCAUCCCUCCGCUCACGGAUCCUAUCUUACUGCUACGCCAGCCGCAGAGGGAAUUCAAGGGUUGGGUCUGGGGAUUGGAUUGUCCCAGGGCGCUGCAGCUGGGUUUGCGCCCGGAGGCGAUGCCGUCACGUCGGAGUUGAACGCCAUCUACCGUAAGAUUAAGGGUCUUCUAGAGCGGCGGUCCAAAUACAUGGCACUGUCCCUCCAACGACCCGAGGACGACCCAAGGAAUGAGCCAGAAUGGGAGAUUUACCCGCCACCCCCGGAGCCCGCCUGGGACGAAGGCAAGGAAUAUCAACCUGGUAAUGCGGGGGGCCCCUCCGACCUGGUAGGCAAGAAACGAAAAAUGGGAGAGGACAUUGGCGAAGACUUUGACAUGAAGGAACUGGAGCCCCUUCCCAGACAAUCCGCCUGGACAUAUCGUCUCGAUGGCAACAGUGUCUAUCAGGUAUAUUCCACGGAGGCUGCUGCCGAUCAACAACAACCUGUGGUGCAGAUCCCUUCGCUGCGUGAUUUCUAUAUGGAUCUGGAUGCCGUGGUAGACGUCUCCACUGAUGGCCCGACCAAAAGUUUUGCAUUCAAGCGUCUAUCGUAUUUGGAGGGCAAAUUCCAACUCUACACACUACUCAACGAGUACCAGGAAAUUGCGGACAGCAAAAAAGUGCCGCAUCGAGACUUCUACAACGUGCGCAAAGUGGACACUCACGUCCACCAUUCAGCUUGCAUGAACCAGAAGCAUCUUCUUCGUUUCAUCAAAAGCAAAAUGCGCAAAUCUCCCGACGAAGUAGUCCUCUUUCGAGAUGGAAAGCAUCUCACCUUGCGUGAGGUAUUUGAAAGUAUCAAUUUGACGGCCUAUGAUCUGAGCAUCGAUACUCUAGAUAUGCAUGCACACACCGAUUCAUUCCAUCGGUUCGACAAAUUCAAUCUCAAAUACAAUCCUGUCGGAGAAUCUCGUCUUCGUGAAAUCUUCUUGAAGACCGAUAACUACAUCAACGGCCGGUAUUUGGCGGAAAUUACCAAAGAGGUGAUCUCCGACUUGGAAUCCAGCAAGUAUCAAAUGGUUGAAUGGCGGAUCUCAAUCUAUGGACGAUCAAUCCACGAAUGGGAUAAGCUUGCUGCCUGGGUGGUGGACAACAAGCUGUUCUCUCCCAACGUCCGAUGGCUGAUCCAGGUUCCUCGUCUGUACGAUGUGUACAAAUCAAGCGGCAUGAUGGAGAAUUUCGAACAAGUCAUCACGAACGUAUUCCAGCCAUUGUUCGAAGUGACCAAGGACCCGUCCAGUCACCCCAAACUCCAUGUCUUCUUACAACGAGUGGUCGGGUUUGACAGUGUCGAUGACGAGAGCAAGGCGGAACGUCGACUCUAUCGCAAGUAUCCCAUUCCCCGCGAAUGGGAUACCAAGCAAAACCCGCCUUACAGCUACUGGCUUUACUUUAUGUUUGCCAAUAUAGCCUCGCUCAACAAUUGGCGGCAGCGCCGAGGUUUCAACACUUUUGUCCUUCGGCCGCAUUGUGGUGAGGCUGGUGACCCUGAUCAUUUGGCUGUCGGCUUCUUGUGUUGCCACAGCAUCAGCCAUGGUAUUCUGUUGCGCAAGGUGCCUCUGCUGCAAUAUCUCUACUACUUGGACCAGAUAGGCAUUGCAAUGUCACCUCUCAGUAACAACGCAUUGUUCUUGACCUAUGACAAGAAUCCUUGUGCCAGCUUUUUCAAGCGUGGGCUCAAUGUCUCCUUGUCCACCGAUGACCCUCUGCAGUUUGCGUUCACGAAAGAGCCUCUGAUUGAAGAAUAUUCGGUAGCUGCUCAGAUCUACAAGUUCAGCGCGGUCGAUAUGUGUGAGCUCGCCAAGCACUCGGUCGAUCAAAGUGGAUUUGAACUGUCUUUGAAAAAGAGAUGGUUGGGUUCAGACUGUGGUCUUCCUGGCGUGGCUGGCAAUAAUGUGGCUAAGAGCAAUGUGCCCGACAUUCGAGAGGCAUUCCGGCAUGAAACUCUGCUGGCCGAACUUUCCCUGUAA
This is a messenger RNA of Penicillium daleae, 2544 nucleotides long. RefSeq lists its product as uncharacterized. The record is from RefSeq and is a predicted model, not a curated record. Gene Ontology annotation, cellular component: cytosol. The transcript is spliced from 2 exons. The coding region runs from base 1 to 2544 and encodes 847 amino acids. Gene Ontology annotation, biological process: AMP metabolic process; IMP salvage. Lineage: Eukaryota; Fungi; Ascomycota; Eurotiomycetes; Eurotiales; Aspergillaceae. Gene Ontology annotation, molecular function: AMP deaminase activity.